AUGAAAAUAAAAGUAAGAACUCUGCAAAACAACGAAGAAGAAAUUAGUGUUGAUAGUGACGACAGCAUUUUGGAUUUGAAGAAAAAAAUAGAAGUGGUAUUACCCGAAAUGAUAUGUGAUAAGCAGAAACUUAUUUUUAGUGGAAAUAUAUUAAAAGAUGAAAAUAAAGUAGUAGAUAUAUUAAAAGAAAAUGAUAUUGUCAUAGUUAUGGGAGGUAAAAAAAUAUUUAAUUCGAAUAAGGGUAAUCAGACAAAUGAAUGCUCAUCAGCAAAUGUUUUAAAAAAUAAAGAAAACACAUCCUUACAUGCCAAUAAUGAGAAGGAAAAUUUUGCUUCAAAUAAAAAUGAAAAUACACUAAAUGAAAGUAAUGAGUUUAAAAAUAUAAAUAAUGCUGAAUCAACCUUAGUCACAGGAGACAAGUUAAAAGAAACCAUAGACAAUAUUUGUGUUAUGGGAUUUGAAAGGGAAAUUGUAAGAAAAGCUAUGAUGCUAGCAUAUAACAAUCCAAACAGGGCCAUUGAUUAUUUAACUAAUGGAUUUCCAGAUGGAAAUGAAAUAAAGGAAGUUGGAGAAAUGAAGGAAAUCGGAGAAAUGAAGGAAAUCAGCGAAAUAAGCGAAAUAAAUGGAACGAACGGAACGAACGGAACGAAUGAAUCAAAUGAGGUAAAUGAUAAUUUGCACCAAAGAGGAAUAAAUAACGAAAAUGCAUCUAACUUAUCAAAUCUUUUAAAUAACUAUAAUUCACGAACAGAUAAUUCUAGACAGUCUUUAGGAGAUAAUCCUGAAUUAUUCAGAAGUUCUCCAUUUUUUAAUAUUAUACAAGAUGUAGCUUUAUCAAAUCCACAACGUCUUCCAGAAAUAUUAGAAAUGAUUGGAAGAACAGACCCUUCAUUUUUAGAGUUCAUAAGAGAGAAUCAGGAGGAAUUUAUAAGAGCAAUUCAAAAUUAUAGUAAUGAUAACACAUAUAAUUUAGAAAAUGAUAUAGUAACAAGUGAUGCAUUCGAUGAUCAAGGUAAUCAAUAUAUUACCGAUCCAAAUAAUGAUAAUUUUAAUAUCCCCAUUACUUCAUUAAAUGAAAAUGAAAUGGAGAGCAUUAAAAAAUUAGAAUCUCUUGGCUUUCCCAAACAUCUAGUGUUAGAAGCUUUUAUUGCAUGUGACAAGGACGAAGAAAUGGCAGCUAAUUAUUUGUUUGAAAACAUGAAUGACUAUGCAUCGGAUUAG
This is a messenger RNA of Plasmodium gonderi, 1221 nucleotides long. RefSeq names its product DNA repair protein RAD23. Lineage: Eukaryota; Apicomplexa; Aconoidasida; Haemosporida; Plasmodiidae. The record is from RefSeq and is a predicted model, not a curated record. Gene Ontology annotation, molecular function: proteasome binding; ubiquitin binding; polyubiquitin modification-dependent protein binding. Gene Ontology annotation, cellular component: cytosol; nucleoplasm. The coding region runs from base 1 to 1221 and encodes 406 amino acids. Gene Ontology annotation, biological process: proteasome-mediated ubiquitin-dependent protein catabolic process; nucleotide-excision repair. The transcript has a single exon.